GACUGGGCACCUCGCUGCCCCCGCUGCUGCCCACUCUGCGACUGUGCCUGUACGUGCCAGCUCCCCGACUGCCAGAGCCUCAACUGUCUCUGCUUCGAGAUCAAGCUCCGAUGAGGACCCAGGGCCCCUGCCCUCUGGGGAGCGGCCAGCCCCCAGGGCCCAUGUGCCCUCCUCCCUGAAGAGCCUUUCCCCACGCCACUGGAACCACAGAUGGCCUGCCGAGCACCCAGGCCUGGGAACUGGAAGUGGCAGCGCAGGGCCUGGCUCCCUGCAGGGCAGGACUCUUGGCCGGCUGGACGGCAGCUCCUCUGGAGGGCCGGAAAAGAGAGGGGCUAGUGCUCGGGCAGGUGCCCUGGCUUCCCUUCCCCUCCACACGUCAACGAUUCUAUUUGAAGUUGGGCAGGGGGGUGGCGCUGCUCACCACACACAAGUGUUAUAGGAGGAGUCUGGCCCUUGAGUACCGGGUACGCAGGGGUGCCUCAACCACACUCCGUCCACGGACUCUCCGUUAUUUUAGGAGGUCCCUGGCCAAAGAUUUAUUUCUCUUGACAACCAAGGGCCUCCGUCUGGAUUUCCAAGGAAGAAUUUCCUCUGAAGCACCGGAACUUGCUACUACCAGCACCAUGCCCUACCAAUAUCCAGCACUGACCCCGGAGCAGAAGAAGGAGCUGUCUGACAUCGCUCACCGCAUCGUGGCACCUGGCAAGGGCAUCCUGGCUGCAGAUGAGUCCACUGGGAGCAUUGCCAAGCGGCUGCAGUCCAUUGGCACCGAGAACACCGAGGAGAACCGGCGCUUCUACCGCCAGCUGCUGCUGACAGCUGACGACCGCGUGAACCCCUGCAUUGGGGGUGUCAUCCUCUUCCAUGAGACACUCUACCAGAAGGCGGAUGAUGGGCGUCCCUUCCCCCAAGUUAUCAAAUCCAAGGGCGGUGUUGUGGGCAUCAAGGUAGACAAGGGCGUGGUCCCCCUGGCAGGGACAAAUGGCGAGACUACCACCCAAGGGUUGGAUGGGCUGUCUGAGCGCUGUGCCCAGUACAAGAAGGAUGGAGCUGACUUCGCCAAGUGGCGUUGUGUGCUGAAGAUUGGGGAACACACCCCCUCAGCCCUCGCCAUCAUGGAAAAUGCCAAUGUUCUGGCCCGUUAUGCCAGUAUCUGCCAGCAGAAUGGCAUUGUGCCCAUCGUAGAGCCUGAGAUCCUCCCUGAUGGGGACCAUGACUUGAAGCGCUGCCAGUAUGUGACCGAGAAGGUGCUGGCUGCUGUCUACAAGGCUCUGAGUGACCACCACAUCUACCUGGAAGGCACCUUGCUGAAGCCCAACAUGGUCACCCCAGGCCAUGCUUGCACCCAGAAGUUUUCUCAUGAGGAGAUUGCCAUGGCGACUGUCACAGCGCUGCGCCGCACAGUGCCCCCCGCUGUCACUGGGAUCACCUUCCUGUCUGGAGGCCAGAGUGAGGAGGAGGCGUCCAUCAACCUCAAUGCUAUUAACAAGUGCCCCCUGCUGAAGCCCUGGGCCCUGACCUUCUCCUACGGCCGAGCCCUGCAGGCCUCUGCCCUGAAGGCCUGGGGCGGGAAGAAGGAGAACCUGAAGGCUGCGCAGGAGGAGUAUGUCAAGCGAGCCCUGGCCAACAGCCUUGCCUGUCAAGGAAAGUACACUCCGAGCGGUCAGGCUGGGGCUGCUGCCAGCGAGUCCCUCUUCGUCUCUAACCACGCCUAUUAAGCGGAGCUGUUCCCAGGCUGCCCCCAACACUCCAGGCCCUGCCCCCUCCCACUCUUGAAGAGGAGGCCUCCUCCUCGGGGCUCCAGGCUGGCUUGCCCGCGCUCUUUCCUCCCUCGUGACAGUGGUGUGUGGUGUCGUCUGUGAAUGCUAAGUCCAUCACCCUUUCCGGCACACUGCCAAAUAAACAGCUAUUUAAGGGGGA
Pan troglodytes (chimpanzee) is the source of this 1920-nucleotide messenger RNA. It is a transcript of the gene ALDOA, whose product is annotated as aldolase, fructose-bisphosphate A. Gene Ontology annotation, biological process: glycolytic process. Bases 624 to 1718 code for a protein of 364 amino acids. The transcript is spliced from 10 exons. Gene Ontology annotation, molecular function: fructose-bisphosphate aldolase activity. The record is from RefSeq and is a predicted model, not a curated record. Lineage: Eukaryota; Metazoa; Chordata; Mammalia; Primates; Hominidae.